CGAUCUGGAUGCCCCUCUUGGACAGCAAACAUGCCAAAUAGGCCAUUGUCAGCCGAUUGAGGCCUUUGGCGCCCCGUGCGCGAGAUAUAUAACGAAACCUCUGCCCAGCUCUGUAGCUCGAUACCAGCAAUUGAGGAGUUAUUGUCCCCUUGAAUCAUCCAGGAAGCCGAAAUGUCGUCAAUGAACAAGUACUGGAUCCCACAAUUGGAUAUCCACAAAAAAGUCAUCACUCAAGAGCUCCAGUAUUAUCUGGGACCUCAAGCAACAGUCAGACCCUUUACUCGAGAGGGAGAAGAUGGAUUUCUGAUCACGACACCCGGGCCAUGCCUAAGCGAUGAGCAAAUCGAUGAUAUUUGCGUUAAGUCCAAAGAGAUGUGGGAAAAGCAAGCAGCAGCUCGAGCAGUCGGGACCCCGAAUAAACCUCUCAAGAGGCCGCUACAUCAGCCCGUUGUGAUAGCCCAGGCAAGCUUAGACGGAACAGAGCCCUCGAAGAGAAGAAGAGACGACCGACGGGAUGACCGGCGAGAUGACAGGAGAGGCGACCGCAGGUGGGGUGAACAGAGGAGUCGACGCGACGACCGAAGCUGGUCCAACGAGAGACGCCGUGAUUGAAGCAGGUAAUCCACAAUCUCGAGUGUCAUAUUGUUCUAAUAGCAGGGCAGGAACCAUAUUGCUGGACACU
Neurospora hispaniola is the source of this 682-nucleotide messenger RNA. RefSeq lists its product as uncharacterized. The coding region runs from base 172 to 612 and encodes 146 amino acids. The record is from RefSeq and is a predicted model, not a curated record. NCBI's taxonomy places the organism in Eukaryota, Fungi, Ascomycota, Sordariomycetes, Sordariales, Sordariaceae. The transcript has 3 exons.